AUGUCUUACCGCAACGAUUCCGACAGCUACGGCAGUGGCAACCAGAGCUCCGGCUACGGAGGCAAUGACUCCAGCUAUGGCAACAAGUCUAGCUACGGUGACAAUGACUCCUCCAGCUAUGGCAACAAGUCCAGCUCUGGCCGUGACAACGAGUCCUCCAGCUACGGCAACAACAAGUCCAGCUACGGCGACAAUGACUCCUCUAGCUACGGCAACAAGUCCAGCUCUGGCCGUGACAACGAGUCCUCUAGCUACGGCAACAACAACAACAAGUCUAGCUACGGUGAUAACGAUUCCUCCAGCUACGGCAACAAGUCUAGCUCCGGCAACAAGUCCAGCUACGGCGAGAGCAACAAGAAGUCUAGCUACGGCGACAAUGACUCCUCCAGCUACGGCAACACCAAUAAGUCUAGCUACGGUGACGACAACAAGAAGUCUAGCUACGGUGACGACCACAAGAAGUCUAGCUACGGCGACAAUGACUCUUCCAGCUACGGAAACACCAAUAAGUCUAGCUACGGCGACGACAACAAGAAGUCCAGCUACGGUGACAACAACUCCUCCAGCUACGGCGAGAGCAACAAGAAGUCUAGCUACGGCGACAAUGACUCUUCCAGCUACGGAAACACCAAUAAGUCCAGCUACGGCGACGACAACAAGAAGUCUAGCUACGGUGACGACAACAAGAAGUCUAGCUACGGCGACAAUGACUCCUCCAGCUACGGCAACAAGUCUAGCUCCGGCAACAAGUCCAGCUACGGUGACAACGACUCCUCCAGCUACGGCGAGAGCAACAAGAAGUCCAGCUACGGCGACAACGACUCCUCCAGCUAUGGCGACAACAAGAAGUCUAGCUACGGUGAUAACGACUCCUCCAGUUACGGCAACAAGUCUAGCUCCGGCAACAAGUCCAGCUACGGUGACAAUGACUCCUCCAGCCACGGAAACACCAAGAAGUCCAGCUACGGUGACAACGACUCCUCCAGCUAUGGCGACAACAAGAAGUCUAGCUACGGCGACGACAACAAGAAGUCCAGCUACGGUGACAACGACUCCUCCAGCUACGGAAACACCAAGAAGUCUAGCUACGGUGACAACGACUCCUCCAGCUAUGGCGACAGCAACAAGAAGUCUAGCUACGGCGACAAUGACUCCUCCAGCUACGGAAACACCAAGAAGUCCAGCUACGGUGACAACGACUCCUCCAGCUAUGGCGACAAUAAGAAGUCCAGCUACGGCGACAAUGACUCCUCCAGCUAUGGCGACAGCAACAAGAAGUCUAGCUACGGCGACAAUGACUCCUCCAGCUACGGAAACACCAAGAAGUCCAGCUACGGUGACAACGACUCCUCCAGCUAUGGCGACAACAAGAAGUCUAGCUACGGCGACGACAACAAGAAGUCCAGCUACGGUGACAACGACUCCUCCAGCUACGGAAACACCAAGAAGUCUAGCUACGGUGACAACGACUCCUCCAGCUACGGCAACAAGUCCAGCUCCGGCCGUGACAAUGAGACCUCCAGCUACGGCAAGUCCAGCUACGGUGACAACAACAACUCCUCCAGCUACGGCGACAGCAACAAGAAGUCUAGCUACGGCGACAAUGACUCUUCCAGCUACGGCAACACUAAGAAGUCCAGCUACGGUGACAAUGACUCCUCCAGCUACGGCAACAAGUCUAGCUCCGGCCGUAACGAGGAUAGCUACGGCAGUAGCAACGACGCUCUCGAGGCUAUUGGUAGCAAGCUUUUGAACAAGGCUGAAAGUUCGUGA
This is a messenger RNA of Penicillium paradoxum, 1773 nucleotides long. RefSeq lists its product as uncharacterized. Bases 1 to 1773 code for a protein of 590 amino acids. NCBI's taxonomy places the organism in Eukaryota, Fungi, Ascomycota, Eurotiomycetes, Eurotiales, Aspergillaceae. The record is from RefSeq and is a predicted model, not a curated record. The transcript has a single exon.